ACGACCUGUCUAGCACUAGUAGUAUGUAAAAGAUACCAUUGUGAGAUGUGAGGAAAGACAUUUUAUCCAAUUUAGGCGCUUUUUGCGCUUCUUUUCGACAUGGGGAAAGAGCAAGAGCUACUAGAGGCAGCAAGAAAUGGAAAUCUAUCUGUUGUAGAAAGGAUUUUAAACCAGAGAGCUAGAAAGUCUGGACCACUUGCAAGUUUAAGAAGAGGUCCUGGGGCAAAUACCCAAGAUCCAAGUGGCUACACCUCUCUCCACCACUCGGCUCUUAAUGGACACAAAGAUAUAGUAUCACUCCUUCUGACUCACGAGGCUUCCACGAAUGUCGUUGACAACAAAGGAUCAACACCACUCCACCUAGCGGCUUGGACAGGGAAUACAGAAAUUGUUAAGUUACUACUGGUCCAUGGUCCUUCUGUACCCAACGUUAAUCAUACAAAUCACGAUCACGAAACGGCGUUACAUUCGGCUGCUCAGUAUGGUCACACUGACGUGGUGUCUUUAUUACUUCAGAAUAAUUGUGAUCCUACUGUUCGUAACUUCAAAGAAGAAACAGCACUUGACUUAGCAGCACAGUAUGGCCGAUUAGAAACAGUGGAACAGCUCGUUAAACACAGCCCUCAACUAUUAAGAAAUAAUAUCAAGAAACAUUCCCCUCUCCACCUGGCGUCAAGAAACGGGCACAAACAAGUAGUUAAAACUCUCUUAGAUGCUGGAUUCGACUUUAACUUCCUGACAGAGGGCGGUAGUGCUCUACAUGAAGCGGCUUUCUACGGUAAAAAUGAAGUGGUGAAGCAUCUCUUAGAUUAUGGGGUUGAUGUAAAUUUACAAGAUCAGCAUGGAAGGACAGUUUUUGAUUUGUUGGAAGAUCUAAAUACCAACAUCGCCAAAAAAACCCUCAAGAUAGUUAAAGAUCAUGUCACUCUUGUCGCUACUGAUGAUGAAGUCACAGAAUCUCCUUGUUCUUUGUCACCACCACCUGGUUUUCUGUCCGGAACUUAUGCUAAUGUAUUAUUGCCUGAAAGACUAUCUUCCCAUUGUGUUACUUCACUACAGCAAAGUAGUUCUCCCGUAUCAGAUAUUAACUUUUACGAAGUUCCGCCACCACCUAGGUCUUUCAGUUCAAGUAAAAGAUCAUCCGGGCCAACAGACUGUUAUCAAACACCACCAUUUUGUAAAUCCCAUGACUCCAGUUUGGACCAAACGCCCUCUAGUAGUAGUAGGAGUCCGUCAAUUUAUGAAACGCCGCCUCCUCCAAGAGAGAUAGACAUUCUUCCUGUCAGUUCGGCCUAUCAACUUACUCCUAAGCCUUGGAUGCAGUCGAGCCGGAUAUCUCGAUCAUCUGAUUCCGAAGCUGUCUUGUAUGAAGUACCACCACCCGGGAAGCGAUUUUCUGAUCCAACAGAACAGAACUCCACUCUUCAAGUCGCCAGACAAGAUUCAAGUGGAGCGUCUUCUUCCAGAAGUAGCAGCACGAGCAGUUACAUUCCGAUGACAUCACAACAGCCAUCAACUGGAAAACCCCAGCCUCCAGCUAAGCCUCCAAGACGAUCAAUAGUGACCAUAUCACCAGGCAGCAGACCCCAGAGUGCUCGUCCAGGUUCGUCUUAUGAAUACCUUUCAUUUGCAACAAAUAUCAGCGAUCAAGUGUCCCCUGUGUGGACAGGAGAAACUUCACGAGUGGACUCUGGUAAGGACCAAGUAGUGAAACGCGCAGGUGGUAGUGAAGAAUAUGUCGAUUUGAAGUUAAGAAACAAAGUAAUAGGAAAUUAUGAAAAACGAGAUGUAGUUUCCACAAACUCCGAUGAUAAACAAGUAUUAGUUGAGGAAGAAUCUGGAAGGACAGAAAAAUAUCUAAAUGGAAAUGCCGUGCCUCUUGUAAAGGAUUAUGAAACUGACUUUACUGAAAUGUCAUUUAGCGCUCUUUAUGACGAUAUCGCUAGUGGAAAAGUAACCACAUUUGGAACCAUUAGAGCCAGUUCUAAGAGUACAACAGCCCUACCCCAAAAUAUGAUGCCCACCUCUUCUGAUGAUGCUCUGAAUCGAGAAGAUAAUAUGUCAGCUAAGCCUAGUUUCCUAGACUUUCGGAAUAAGAGAGCCACAGUGCAUAUCCCACUCAGUCCAACCAAUUACCAUCAACCUCCUACUCCCGAUUUUCCACCUCCUUCACCAGCCACUGCUGAGUAUGGAAUCCUCGAGAAAAUACGCCCCCUAAGUCAGGGAGAUGUAAAUGAUGAAUCAUUCGAAAUCGACGAGGAAUACCAAGUCAACAAACGUGCAUCACGUGACAUUGCCACACUUACAGAUGAUGAUGAGAUAUUUGCCACUGUUGACUCCAGAGGUAACAUUCAAGUAACUUUAAAAACUCAUCAUCAAUCUGUUUCAACUGACAACAUUGAAGAAGUCAUUGAUGAUGAUCCAUUUGCAGGACUCUGUCGUGGUUCAGUGUGUCCUGAGAAUUCCAGUGCUGAUUUUAAAAUUUCAUUCCAUGUAAGGAGCCCUAAGGGACCAUCUCCUCCUUCUAGAAAACCACCAAUUCCUCGAAAACCUCGAAACAUAUAUGAAAACAUUGGAAUUCAAAUGGAGAGUAUAGAGAAGAGUAAUGUUGUAUCAGAAAGUUCCACUGAUGGAAAGUUUGAUAAUCAGAAUAGCUUAUCUGUAAUGAGUCCUUUUGAUGAAAAUGCUGAAUGGGCUGAAAUUGCAAAUAUUAUGGCUUCUUUUGGAAGUGGAAUAGCACAAGAAUCAGUUUUUACAAGUGAGAUGGAAGAACAUUUUACAAAUGUUCUAUCUUUAGAUAAGAAAGCAUCAGAAAUAAAGAAAUUCAAAACUGUGGAGGAGUGGCUGAUAUAUCUUGGACUAUCUCAUUAUGAAAACCUUUUGAUUAAUAAUGGGUUUGACGACAUGGAGUUUAUGGGAGGAAACAUUGUGGAAGAUGAAGACCUUAAGAAUAUUGGCAUUUCUAAUAAAGAACAAAGAGAGGAAAUUUUAGAUUAUUGUAAAAAGUUACGACCUAUUCAGCCAAUAGUAAAAGAUGAAGAAAAGAUAAGAAUGCCUGAAUCAGUAAAACAGUGGUUAAAGUCUUUACAUCUUGAAAUGUAUUAUGAUACUCUACAGAAGAAUGGCUACACAGAUAUGAAAAAAGUGUUGAACAUCUCUGAAGUUGAACUGAAUACGGUAUUAGAGAUCAACAAACUUGGUCAUCAGAAAAGAAUAAUGGCAUCUCUUGGAGAAAGAAGUUCAGAACAGUAUAUUGGUGAACUAGAAGAUUUUGACCUUUUAAAAUUGAAUAAAAAUCUUGGUGACAUAGUAAUGGAAGAAACGCCUUCUGCAGACACUAUUAAAGAUACUGGACUGUUUAAAGACUUCAAUAAAGCUAUAUCCACAAGAAAGCAAAAUAAAUGUUCACAAUUAUUGGAACUAUCAAAUGGAAGCAGGGGAGAAUUGAAAAUCCGACCCCCUACACAAUUGAUGAGUGAACCAGGAACCAAGGGAGCACAUUCACCACAACAACAGUUGAGUAGGAUCCCUGGUUACUUAACAACUCAGUGGCGCCACCGACCUGAUGUCCUGAUUAAAGGAAACUGCAGUUAUAAAGCACUGUAUCUGGGGUCAACCCUAGUAAAGGAGCUAAAGGGACUGGAAUCUACCCGAAAAUCUAUACAAAAGCUUAAGCUGUCUACAAGAGGGAUUGUAAAAGCUCCUAAUGUCCUGCUGUCUAUCUCAUACACGGGUGUUAAGUUUAUUGAUGGCCGAAGUAAGCAAAAAGUUUGUGAACAUGAAAUUCAGAACAUUCACUGUACAUGUCAAGAUGCUGAAGACCUCACCCACUUUGCCUAUAUCACCAAGGAACACCAAACAAAUUUUCAUUAUUGCCAUGUAUUUUGUGCUGAGAGUAUGGAUCUUGCUACAGAAGUGAUAUUGACAUUAGGACAAGCAUUUGAGGUUGCCUAUCAGAUGGCUUUGCGAGACAAAACUAAGACUGCUCAAAAAUGUGAACGAGCCCUUAACAAAUGUCAUGAUCGAAAAUUGGCUGAGAAAGAUCGAAAGAGUGAACCUCCUCCUGCUGACAAGAACCUAGUCCAGCAGGGUGAGAAAGAACAUAAAAUAGUUUCCGAGAAGACAACAUGACAAAACUACCACUAACCACUCAUGUAUAUAAAUAUGUAUGCAUGUUUUCACCAUGCUAUGACCUCCACUAGUACUACACAGAGGGACAAUAUUUUUCAAAGCAUUUUCUCACUUGUUGAGAACACAAACCUUUAGUAUAAUGGUACUGAAACUUGUAUACGAUUACAUUUUGUUGGUUACAUUCAAGAAAAGCAUUUCUACAGUUCACAAGUGUCAAAUUCUAGUGCUGUGGUUCUGAAAUUCCACCUUUAGUAUUCUCUAUUGAGUAGAUGUGAUUUGUAAUUUCUUGUCUCAAAUUAAUUUAUGAUUCUGUAGUUGUAAAUUAGUAUAUUCUGCAAGUACGUUUUGUAUAUAUAUAUAUAUAUAUAUCAUUUUUCGUGAGUCACACGUUCAGUUGCUUUACAUAAACAUAUUUCAUUGGGCAAAAUUGCUUACUUUAUAAAUUUUUUGUACUAAAUUCCUGUUGUAUGUAAACAUAACAAGCUUGAUUACAGAGCAUGAAGCAUUAAGUUAAUAUCUGUGAAGUUCAAAGCUUCACGAGUCAUUAAACUUUGCUCCUGAACAGGAUUUUUGCACACAUUUAUUCUUUUUUAAAAUUCAACUUUAACAGACAUGUAAUGACUUAUUUAAUAUCAUAUAUGUAUUUAAAUUAUUUAGAAAAGGUGAAUUGCUAAGCCAUUAGCACAUUAUGUGGAACAUUAUACCAUCACUGAUUUUCCAUUAAAUGUGAUUAAACAUCUAGAAUAUUUAAAAAAAUUUAUGUGAAGAAAAUCGGGUUUUUGAUGGUCAAAAUCAUGCUUUGGUGAACAUUUAGGCAGCAAAAGCUCAAAAUAUUGUACAUAUUUGUGGAGUACUGUCAGACUGAUAUAAAUGAGAAAAAAUAGAAGAAUGCAUUGACACUGGGAAGUUUGAUCAGUUCCCCUUCACAGGAUGUUUAGUUUAUUAAGUUUUUUGAAUGUAAAACAAUGUAUUUUUUACAUUUCUUCUUAAGUGAUGAUUGAUUAGAAAACUUCAAGUUCCUGUUGAUGUCAUGCACAUGUAGAAUGAGGUUCAGCAAAGCAGAUGCUCUGCAAUGAGAUGAUUGUGUUUCCUUGCUUACUUCAUCUUUGCAAGAAUAGAUUAAUGAAAAUUGAUUUUUAUAUUUGGUUUACUUUGAAAUUAUUAUUUGCAAGAUAAGUGGCCAAAAAGUCAUUGUGGAAGUUAGUAUUCAGGUAGUUUCUCAAUUUUAGGUCAAUAGAAUCAAAAUGGCAGAUGCUUUUAUUUUAUUUAUAGGGGGUGCUGUUGUAUUCUAUUUCAAUAUUUUGACUUUUGUUACAAUAUUUCUGAACAAAAGUUUAAAAAGCCAGAAAUUUCUCACCAUUUACCCAUAUUGCCAAUUACAUUAAGUGUUCAAACUAGUUUUAACAGAAAAAUAUCUUUAUAAAGUAUUUCCUGAUAUAUCAAAUUAUAUAAGCAAUACAAGUUGAGAAUGGUUGAAUUAAAUAUGGGGUCAAAGGUCAAUAAACAAGAGUUAAGUGAGGCAAAACGAUAUAUAACUGUGAAUAUAAGAGGUGAAUUUGGAUCUUAAAAAGUGUUUUCAUGUAUAGCUUUGUUUUGUUUUUAUGUGUUCUAUAAUGCAUGAAGAUUGGGCAUGGCCAGGUGGUUAGGGCGCUCAACUCGAAAUCUGUGGGUCGCUGGUUCGAAUUCCCAUCAUACCAAACAUGCUUGCCCGUUUCAGUCGAGGGGGCAUUAUAAUGUGCUGGUCAAGACCAAUAUUCCUUGGCAAAAGAGUAGCCCAAGAGUUGGCGGUGGGUGGUGAUGACUAGUUGCCUUCCCUCUAGUCUUACACUACUAAAUUAGGGACAGCUAGUGCAAAUAUCCCUCGUGUAUCUUUGUGCAAAAUCCAUACCAAACAAACAAACAAUAAUGCAUGAAAUUAAUGUCAUUUUACGUAACAAUAUCUUUGAGUUCAUAGAGGUCACUAUGAUAGUCUUAUUAUUGCCCUAGUCUUGGUCUUUUUUAACUUUUUUUAUAUAUAUAUUUUUUAUUAUUUGCUACCCUUACAAAUAAUGUUAAAAAUGUCUACCUUCUGACUUUGUUUAUGCAAAAGAUAUAAAAGAGAAUUUCUUAUUAUUAUUGUUAAAAUGAAAAUUAAAAACCAAUGAUUUAUAUAAAAAAAGUAAAAAAUAGGCAUUUAUUUAUAAAUAAAUGAAUAGAAUAAUAGACAAAGUUGUCAUUAAAAGUGACCUUUAUGACCACAGAUUUAAUAAGGAUAUUUCCUAGAUGAAAUGAACUUCAUUUCAUGCAUUAUAGAAUAUAUAACAAAAAUAAAACAAAGCCAUAUACAUGAAAACACUUCUUAAAUAGUUCAACUUCACCUAUUAUAUUCACAGCACUAAAUCAUUUUGCCUCAUUAUGCUCAAAAAGUUUUUUUAUCCAUUGAUCACUGUAUUUCAACCCCCUCCUUGACUUGUAUUGUUUAGACAUUUUGAUAUGACAGGAAGUGCUGUAUAAAGACGUUUUCCUGUU
Messenger RNA from Limulus polyphemus (Atlantic horseshoe crab), 6639 nucleotides. RefSeq names its product ankyrin repeat and SAM domain-containing protein 1A-like. The transcript has 20 exons. The coding region runs from base 100 to 4131 and encodes 1343 amino acids. Lineage: Eukaryota; Metazoa; Arthropoda; Merostomata; Xiphosura; Limulidae. Gene Ontology annotation, molecular function: protein binding. The record is from RefSeq and is a predicted model, not a curated record. Gene Ontology annotation, cellular component: cytosol.